Messenger RNA from Daldinia vernicosa, 792 nucleotides. Its product is annotated as NAD(P)-binding protein. Lineage: Eukaryota; Fungi; Ascomycota; Sordariomycetes; Xylariales; Hypoxylaceae. Gene Ontology annotation, molecular function: oxidoreductase activity. The record is from RefSeq and is a predicted model, not a curated record. The coding region runs from base 1 to 792 and encodes 263 amino acids. The transcript has a single exon.
AUGGAGAAGUAUGCGACGUACCCAAGCCUGCGGGGAAAAACUGUCUUGAUUACUGGAGGGGCCGAAGGCAUCGGAGCAGCAUCAGUCGAGCUUUUCUGUCGGCAAGGCUCCAACGUCGUCUUCUUAGAUUACGCAGACGUUUCGGCAAACAAGCUACUCGAGAAGGUCAAGGACAUUCCAGGUGCUACCCAGCCCACGUUUCUCCACUGCGAUGUGACCGACUUGGCUCGCCUCAAGGAAUGCGCGGAGAAAGUGCUCGCAGAUCACGGCACGGUGGAUGUUCUUCUAAACAACGCCGCUCGUGCCGGCUCUCAGUCGAGAGUCCCGACAACUCAAGUGACGCCUGAGUCGUGGGACCAGGACGUCAAUGUAAAUCUUCGCCAUCAGUUCUUUCUAACGCAGGCGGUGGUGCCGGCGAUGCAGAAAAAGGGGUCUGGCGGCAGUAUUAUCAACAUGGGAUCGAUCACGUGGCGCAUUCCAGCCGUCGGACUUCCUAUCUACACGAUGUGCAAAGCGGCAGUCGUUGGUAUGACGAGAACGCAUAGCAAGGAGUUUGGUCAGUACGGCAUCAGGGUGAACAGCGUCGUUCCCGGCGCCAUUGCGACGCAGAGGCAGAUCGAUGAGGUGUUAACGGAUGAGUACCGCGCCGAAGUGAUGGCCGCGCAAAGUUUGAAGAGAGAUCUUAUGCCUGACGAGGUAGCGAGACUGAUACUCUUUCUUGCUGCGGAUGAUUCUAGCGCUAUCACUGGGAGUAGCUACGUGAUUGAUGGAGGGUGGGUCAGCGAUGUUUAG